AUGGGAACACCAAUGCAUCCUAACACUAAACUUGAAAAUGAUGAUAAUGGGAAAGAUGUGGAUGAAACAAGGUAUAGAGGAAUGAUUGGUUCACUCAUGUAUCUAACCUCCUCUAGACCGGAUAUUGUUCAAAGUGUGGGUGUAUGCUCAAGGUUUCAAUCUCGUCCAAAAGAAUCACAUCUUUCAGCCGUUAAGCGCAUCAUUAGAUACAUUAAGGGAACUAGUGAUUAUGGCUUGUGGUAUCCAAAAUCUGAUAAUUUUUGUGCAAUAGGGUUUUGUGAUGUAGAUUAUGCGGGGGAUAGAGUGGAUAGAAGGAGCACAUCCAGCAUGUGUUGCUUCCUUGGGAGAUCACUCAACAUGUGGUCAAGCAAAAAAAGCAACCGUGGCCCUAUCCACAGCUGA
Molecule: messenger RNA, 402 nt
Organism: Arachis stenosperma
Lineage: Eukaryota; Viridiplantae; Streptophyta; Magnoliopsida; Fabales; Fabaceae
Product: secreted RxLR effector protein 161-like
Exons: 1
Coding region: 1-402 (133 amino acids)
Source: RefSeq, a predicted model, not a curated record